ACAACGAAACGUGUCAUGCAACGGUAGCAAACAUAUAAAUAUGCCCCAUUCUUCUUAAACAAAAAAAUUCUGCACUACUCACCCGAAAUUAUCAGUCAGUGAUCUGUUCAUAUCAGAUCAGGGUUAUCCCCAGCAGUUUUUGAGAACCUUUCCCAGUGGUGAAGAUCGAGUUCAACGUACGUGGGAGAUGUUCAUCCACGAUAUCCGUGAUUCUCGUGGUGUAUUUGUACGUCUUUCCAGCAUAAUCGAAAAAGGAUUGACCGCAUACAAGAAAGUCCGUGGACCAGGCACCAUUACGGCAGGAUUCUUUGCAUUGCUCGCAUCAGUUCUCUCUAUUGUUCUGAUAUUCCAACACCUAAGAGCAUAUAAUAAUCCCGCGGAGCAAAAAUGGAUUGUGGCUGUGCUUCUCAUAGUUCCUAUCUACGCCACUGAGUCUAUCAUAUCCUUGACAAAUCCUAAGACUUCCCUAGCUUGUGACAUUUUGAGAAAUUGUUAUGAAGCAUACGCCUUGUAUGCUUUCGGGAGCUAUCUGAUUUCUUGUAUCGGCGGAGAAGAAAGAGUUCUAGAACUGUUGAAGAAUGAAUCAAGAAAUGUACUUAACAAACCACUGUUAGAAGAAGGAGGAGACAGAGAACCAGAGUCGUCAUCAGAUCCACAAUCAUUUAGAAACUUCUUUCUACGGCCAUGCGUUAUUGGAGAACAAUUGUUCUCCAUAAUCAAAUUUGGUCUUGUUCAAUAUAUGAUUUUGAAGACAGUUUGUGCAUUCUUAACUUUUGUUCUGGAGAUGUGUGGUGUCUAUGGUGAUGGCCAGUUCAAGUGGUAUUAUGGGUAUCCGUACAUUACGAUUGUAUUAAACUUCAGCCAAAUGUGGGCAUUGUAUUGUCUAGUUCAGUUCUAUAAUGUGACUCAUGAAAGGCUCAAGCCAAUUAAACCGCUUGCAAAGUUCAUUAGCUUCAAGGCUAUUGUGUUUGCUACAUGGUGGCAAGGUGUAGGAAUUGCUCUCCUCUGUACACUUGGAAUUCUGCCUAAAGAAGGAAAAAUUCAGACUGGUUUGCAAGAUUUUUUGAUCUGCAUAGAAAUGGCAGUAGCUGCUAUAGCUCAUGUCUAUGUGUUUUCUGCAAAACCGUAUAAUUUCAUACAAGUUUCGGAAUAUGGAAAAGUUAGCACUCGAACUGAGAAAACAGUCAUCGACAUAGACGAGAAAGGAAAGGACGAAGGACCAACUACGAUUGAGAAGACUGAAACUGAGGUCAAAGCUCCUGGAACAAGUAUUAGUGAGAGUGUGCAAGAUAUUGUCCGCGAGGGUGGUCAGCAGGUUGUUGAGGAUGUAAAGCUGACAAUAAACCAGGCAAUGGAGCCUGUCGAGAAGGGUGUAACAAAAAUCCAGGAAAGUUUUCACCAAAUAACAGUGGGUUCUGAAGGCAAGCAAGAGCCUGAUGUUGAGAUUGAGGAACACAUUGAGGAUGAUCAACGAAGAAGCAAGUCUCAUGUAGCAGCAUCUGAAAAGAUUAGUGUCACAGAAACUGUAAAUGAAACUUCUUGAUAAAUACUCUGCACAACUUGUAUUUCGUCUUUCUUUCCUCUUUAGUUCUAAUUCAUUAGGUUCAUCCGUGCGAAAAAUUCUGUAGUGUAUUUUUAGUUAUUGUUAGUGUGUUUUUAGUUAUUGUUAUCCUGCAAUUUGUGAAUUAUUGUAUAAGUGCCUAAUUCUUCUAUUGGCAUUUGGCACCCCUUGUAAAAGUGUCUAAAAUCCGUCACUGUCACACUGCCCUA
This is a messenger RNA of Spinacia oleracea (spinach), 1770 nucleotides long. Its product is annotated as protein LAZ1 homolog 2. Bases 188 to 1543 code for a protein of 451 amino acids. The transcript is spliced from 9 exons. The record is from RefSeq and is a predicted model, not a curated record. Lineage: Eukaryota; Viridiplantae; Streptophyta; Magnoliopsida; Caryophyllales; Amaranthaceae.